Nannizzia gypsea CBS 118893 is the source of this 615-nucleotide messenger RNA. RefSeq lists its product as hypothetical. The transcript has 2 exons. The record is from RefSeq and is a predicted model, not a curated record. Bases 1 to 615 code for a protein of 204 amino acids. Lineage: Eukaryota; Fungi; Ascomycota; Eurotiomycetes; Onygenales; Arthrodermataceae.
AUGUCAUUGUGUGGAUUACGGCCUGCAGGGCUGCGCUGGAUCAGCCAGCUUCCUAGAGCUACUUCAUACUCCAGCAAAUUCCGUUAUGCCGUGCCUGCUUCACUGACGACGAUACGGCCUGCACACCACUGCGCGAAAUCUCAAAAGUCUGACGAACCCAUAUUAUCCGUGGGGUUCUGGAGCUCAAAACCGACUUGGAAACGGGCUGGCGUGAACACGUUCCGAUGUCUGAUCGGGUGCAGUCUGGGCGAUUUCUCUGCUAUGUGGUUCUUGCAGUCAUGCUAUCCCGGCAUUGGAACAGGUCUCAUCAUGGGAAUAGCAAUGGCCUCGGGACUGACGUCGUCCAUGCUGCUUGAGACUGUGCUACUCCGGCUGGGCCGCGACCAGUUGUCGUGGAAAGCUGCAGCCAAAACGGCCGCAGGCAUGAGCCUUGUGUCGAUGCUCGGGAUGGAGACCGUACAGAACCUGGUGGACUACCACCUGACGAGCGGCGUGGUUGCGUUUGACGACCCGUCCUUCUGGAUGGCUGCAGCUGCAUCUGCCGGCGCCGGGUUCCUGGCGCCUCUCCCGUACAACUACACCCGGCUGCGGAAGUACGGGAAGGCCUGCCAUUAA